CUCGAGUCAGUACGGAGCAGAGGGGUCCAUGGUCGAUAGCAGGGAUGAGCAUCGGAUGCUGCAGGGUCCGAGACGUCUCUAAGGAGAGUAUUAAUCCCAGCUACCAGUAUUCUCGUCUCCUGUCCACAUGUAGUCCCCCCUGAGAGGAGAUCGUUCUCCUAAAUCCAGAAUCCGGAACCGACCCACCAACCUACGUCAGCACAUCGUCCACCUACGCCAACCAAUGCCUCUGUGCCACGUGGCUCGUGUCCGUCAGCCAUUCCGUCAGGUAGACAGGCUGCCGGUCAAGCGCCUUGGUCGCCGUCGAUCCAGGGCGGCGGAUGUGACGUUCACGGUCCAGAUGCUGGGAUAACCGCCGUCGAGAUUUCAUGUACAAAAGGCAGUGGCGGCGGUGCGCGCGGGGCUUGAGCGCGGAACGGCAGCCAAUGCUGCCGCUUCCGCCGCAGCCUCUAGUAUGACCAUUUUACCCGCCGCCUCAUUUUCGUGUGAUACUGGGAAGCGCAUGCAUCUGCUUAUAGUUGGGACGCCGCGGAAGGAAGUACAUGUAGUUCAUCCAAGCGACGUUUGAGUCGUCUCAAAGACGUCUCAACACACCCUUCUCCCCACAGUGUCUCGGGAAAAGCCGCGACUCCUAGUCCUCAAAAGCUUGUUGGUUGUUGCUAGCCUUGCUGUCCGGCGGAACCGCUACCCUCCCUUUGCACGCGAACUGCUGGCUUCUGCUAUCGCUUUAGACUGCCGACCGCUGCGCCACUAGAGUGCCUCAAGGCAACCUCGACUGCCUACCCUGCCGUCUGCCUUCCCCUCGCUUCGCCUCACCUCCCGACCGUCAACUCUGCGAAAGGUGGUAGCGGGGGCGAAAAGGGUUACUGCCUUGCUAACCUUGACAGCCCGAUGGAGAUCGCUUUUGGGGAUCGCUCGGUAGUUGAAUCAGCGUCUCGAGAUCCCUCGGUUGUAGCAGCGCGUGGGACUAGAAAGACCUCGGUUGUAGCAGCACCUGCAAAAGGAUUCGAGAUGGCACCAGAGAGCUCCCACGUGGUCGUCAAUAUGGACGGCCUGACAGCCCCAGCUGUAGCACCGCCUAAAGAGGGCGUGGGUGAAGCUGUGCCUGAGCAGGAUGGUGCGGAGAAAGUCACCCAGGGGCGGGGCAUCUGGACGGGAGACGAUGCAGCUGAUCGAGUUGCUGAGAAGAAGUCAGCAAGUACAGAUUUGGGGAGACCGAGGGGCGAAGACAGAAGGGAUUUUGAGAGGCGGAUCUUGGAGUUAGAAGGGGAGAGGAGGAGGCUGGAGGGAGAGAGGGAGGAGAUGGAGAGGAGUGUGGGGGAGGAGGUGAGGAGGAGGAGGGAGGUGGAGGAGGAGGCGGAGGACCUUAGGUCCGGCAUGCGCCUUGCCGAGGCUAAGCUCUGGCAAUGGAUGGAGGCUCGGAAGGUGGAGUGUGGUGGAGGAGGAGGGAGAGGUGGCGGCGAUACAGGUGUUGUUGUUCCUCCCGCUGCUCCCGCGGUUGGUGUUGGUUUUGGUGCUGGCGCUGCUACUGCUGCCAGCGUGAAUCUACCUUCUGCUCACUUGGCCACGGCCGACGUGGCGACUGCCGACGUGGCCACAGCUGACGUGGCGACUGCUGACGUGUUGGGCUACAUGGAGGACCUUCUCCUCCACCAGUCCUGCAUGCUGGCUCGGGAGCGAGCCCGGCGAGCGGAAGCUUCCAGGAAGCGAGAAGAAGCAGAGGGGCGGCGGGGAGAAGCGGAGCGAGCACUGAGAGAGUUAAAGCGGCAGGUGGGAGUUGAAGAGUUAGCUUUGCAGGUUAAGGCAGAGAGUCAGUGGGAGGAUCAUCUUUUGAGGGAGAUUUUCUCGGUUGAGCGAGAUGUCGAGGCGUUGAGGAGCGAGGUGAGGGAGAAGGAUGGGGAGGUGGAAAGGUUGAGGGGCGAAGUUUCGAGGAAAGUGGAGAUUUUGAGGCGGUUGCACGGGAGAGCGGUGAAGAUGAGAUCUGAGGCGGAGAGGACGAUCCGACGGCUGAGGUUGGAGCUUGAGACGGCGCGGGGGUUGCUGGAGAGGAGUGAGGAGAAGGCGAGGGAGAAGGGGAGGGAGGUGAGAGAUGAGAUUAGUAUUUUGGUGAGAGAACUAGAGGGGCUGAGGAGUGGGAAUGAGAUGGUAGUAGAUGCCUUGGGGGAGGCGAGGAAGGAGGUGGUGGAGGAGAGGAGGGAGAUUGAGAGGGAGAGGCGGGAGGGGGAGAAGGUUGCAAGAGAGGUGGGGAAGCGAGAGAAAGGGAAGGGGAAGAAAGGUAAGGGGGAGACGCUUGAGAGGAGAGAGGAGGGGUCGGCUGAUAGAGAUGAGGAGGCGCAAGGGGGAGGGGAGGUUCGGGUAACGGGGGGGGAGAUUGGGUUAACCGUGGGCCGGGGGGAAGAGGGAGGUGGGGAGGGAGAAGAGGUAGAGGAGCGAGAGGGGGAUGAGACGGAAGACGGGAGUGAAGGCCGGAAGGAAGAGGAGGAGGAUGGCAAAGCUGUGAACACUGCUGGUGCAAGCAAUCUGCUGCUAGUGCGGGAGGACGUGCGGCGUAGAGAGGAGGAGCUGCAGCGAGAGGUGGCGCAGGUGAGGGCGUGGCUGGAGUCCGAGAGGCAGCAGCGCGUGGGACUGGAGCAGCAGCUGGCCGCGCUGGAAGGGCAACUGGAGAGGCUCAAAGAGGGGCGGAGGGAAGCGGUGGAGUCGAGUCAAAAGGAGAGGCAGCAGCGAGAGGGCGUUGAGAAGGCCGGGCGGGAGUUGAGGGAGAGAGUCGAGGAGGAGGUUGCAAGGAGGAGGGAGGUCGAGAAGGAAGUGAGGAGGCUGAAGGAGAGGCUUGAGGGGGAGGAGGAGGGGAGGAGGAGGGCGGAGGAGGAGAGAGAGGGAGCGAGGGAGAGAGUGGGUGUGCUGGAAGCAGAGCUGGUGGGAGUGAGGGAGAGUCUUGGGAGGGUUGAGGAGGAGAGGAGGGAGGCGGAGGAGGGGAGGGUGAGAGAGGGGGAGAGUUGGAAGAGAGUGAAGGAGGAGAUAGAUGGGGAGGUAGAGGAGGAGAGGAGGCGGAGAGGGGAUGCCGAGGGAGAGGUGGUGAGGCUGAAGGAGCGAGAGGGGGCUCUGUUGACCGCGUUGACCGAGGAGACUGGGAAGGUGGGGGCGCUAGAAGUCGCUUUGGCGGAGCGAGAGGCGAGAAUAUCCUCGAUAGAAGCCGAGAUUCGUUUGAAGGAGGAGCGUGCUUGUGGCCUAGAAGCGAGGAUUGGAGAGCUGGAGGGGAGGAUUGAUGACGCUAAGAAUGAGUUUGAGAGGGAACGGAGGAGGAUGGAAGCCGAGAGGAGGGAGGAGCAGGAGGAAAAUGAGAGGGAGAGGGAGGAGGAGAGGAGGGUGAGGGAGGAGGAGGAGAGGAAGCGAGGUGCAGAGGCGGCAGAACGAGAGGCAGAACGAGAGGCAGAUAUGAAAGCGAAAGAGGAGGCGAUCCAGAGGCUGGAAGCGUUGGUGAGUGAGCUACGAGACAAGGUGUGUGCGCUGGAGAAGGAGCGGGGAGAGAGAGAGGAAACGGUGAAGGGACUCGAGGAGGAGGUGAGAGAGCUGGGGGACAUGGUGGCGGUGCUGCAGGCAGGCCUGGCCGCGAAACGAGCAGAGCUCGCAGCCACGGCUGCCCAGGGGGAGAGGGUGAGUGAGCUUGAAGAGCAAGUGAGGGAGGGGGAGGAACGAGUGAGGGAGGGGGAGAGAGAGGUGAAGAGGCUUGAGGGGCGGUUGAGAGAGGUGGAAGGGGAGAUGGAGGAGCUGUCGGUGCAGGUGAGUGCGCUGAGAGGGGAGGUGGAGGCGAAGGAGGGGGAGAGAGAGGUGAUUGAGAGGAGGGGGGCGAAGAGAGAGCGGAGGGUGAGGGAGUUGGAGGAGGAGGUUGGGAGGAGGGAGAAGAGGAUUGGGGAGCUUGAGGGGGUGGUGAGGGAGAGGGAGAGGGAUGUGGAGAGGAGGGAGAGGGAGGAGGAGGAGUUGGAGUGUGGGGUGGCGAAGGAGAGGGAGGAGCGUGAGGAAGUGGUUCGGAAGUUGGGGGUGGAGCGGCGUGCGCUGGAGGAGGAAUGGAGGAGAGAGAGGGAGGAAUUGGAGAGGGUAAAGGGGAGAUUGGAGGAGGAAAAUGAGGGCCUGGAGAGGGCAAGAGAGAAGCUGGUGCGGGAAUGCGAGGAGCAAGGCGUUCGAGUUAGCGAGAUGGAAGCAGAAAGAAGCGCAUUGGAGGAGAAGUGGGCGAGGGAGAAGGAGGGUAUACUGAAGAAAAAGGGAGAAGUGGAAAGGGAGAAGGAGGAUUUGGAGAAGGAGAAAGAGCGACUGGAGAGGCGGAUCGAGGGUUUGGAGAGGGAAAAGGAGAAGCUAGUGGAGGAGAGGAGCGCUCUGGUUAGCAAGGUGGAGGCAGAGAGAGUUGCGCUGGAGGAGAAAUGGGAGAGGGAGAAGGAGGAAUGGGAGAGGGAGAAGGAGGAUAGAGACGUUAUGGUUGGCGAGAUGGAGGCAGAGAGGUGUGCGUUGGAGGAGGAAUGGGCGCGGGAGAAGGAGGAGAUGGUGAAGGAGAAAGUGGAACUGGAGAGGCGGAUUGCGGGAUUGCAGAGCGAGAAGGAGGAGUUGGAGAGGGAAAUAGGGGAGAGGGACGCUCUGGUUCGGAAGACGGAAGCAGAAAGUGGGUUGUGUGGGGAGAAAUGGUUAAGGGAGAGGGAGGGGUUGGAGAGGGAAAUGGAGGAAAGAAACGCUCUGGUAGGCAAGGUGGAGGCAGAAAGAGGUGCGUUGCAGGAGAAAUGGAUAAGCGAGAAGGAGGGAUUGGAGAGGGAAGUGGAGGAGAGGAGCUUACUGAUCAGGACGAUUGAAGCAGAAAGAGAUGCGUGUGGGGAGAUAUGGGUAAGGGAGAGGGAGGCAUUGGAGAGGGAAUUAGAGGGUAGGACCGCACUGGCUAGGAAGAUGGAAGCAGAAAGCGGUGCUUUGGGGGAGAAAUGGGCGAGAGAGAAGGAGGGGUUGGAGGGCGAGAUUAGACGAAUGGAGGGCGAGAGGGAGGGAUGGGGGAAGGAGAAGACGGAGAAUGAGGGGAGGUUAGAAGCAAGCCUGACAGAGCUGAGGGAGGAGAAGGAGAAGAGACAGGCGGCCGAGGAACAGGUCCGGUCACUGGAAGACACGGUAGGCAAGGUGGAAGACGAGGGGAGAGAGGCGGUACGCAAGCUGGAGGAACGGGUUGGCUCACUGCAAGAAACGAUCGGCAAGGUGGAAGAGGAGAGGAAGGAGAUCUUCUGCAAGCUGGAGGAACGGGCCUGGUUACUGCAAGGCGAGAUAGUCAAGGUGGAAGGGGAGAGGAAAGAGGCGGUGUGCAAUCUAGAGGAAAGGGUCCGAUCGCUGCAAGGCGAGAUAGGCAAGGUGGAAGGGGAGAGGAAGGAAGCGUUAAGCAAGGUGGAGGAGGCAAUGCGCGAGCUGGGUGAGGCGCGGAGCACGGUGGAGAGGGAAAUGAGGGAGAAAGAGGCGAAGGGGAAGGAAAUAGAGGAGACGGAGAGCGUUUUGCAGGCGAGAGUGAGGGAGUUGGAGGAGGAGCGGGGGAGUGUGAGGGUGCUGAGAGAGGAAGUGGAGGAGAGGGAGGUGGAGGCGAGGAUGCUGGCUGAGAGGGUUGAGGGGGAGAGGGAGAGGGAGAGAGCGAGUGCGGAUGUGGUGAUUGGGGAGUUGAAGGGGCGAGUGGAGGAGGGAAGGGAGGAGGUGGAGCGAGGGAGGGUGGAGGUUGAGAGGGUUAGCAGGGAGUGCGAGGAGAUGAGGGAGAGAGUGGGGUUGUUGGAGCGGGAGAGGGAGAUAGGCCAGGAGGUGAUGGUGGGGUGGAAGAAGGAGGUGGAGGAGAAGGAUGGGGUGGUGGUGGCGCUGAGGGGCGAGCUGGAGGUGAAGGAAGGGGAGGUGGCGAGUUUGACAAGGGAGUUGAGGGAGAAGGGCGGGGAUGUGGCGGCGUGGAAGGGAAAGCUGGAGGAGAUAGAAGGGGUGGUGGUGGCGCUGAGGGGCGAAUUGGAGGAAAAGGAAGGGACAGUUGCAGGGCUGAUGGCUGAUUUGAAGGAAAGGGAAGAGGCGAUGGUGGGGUGGAAGAAGGAGCUGGAGGAGAUAGAAGGGGUGGCGGUGGCGCUGAGGGGCGAAUUGGAGGAAAAGGAAGGGCAGGUGGCGACUUUGACCAGGGAUUUGAGGGAGAAGGGCGAGGAUGUGGCGGCGUGGAAGGGAAAGCUGGAGGAGACAGAAGGGGUGGUGGUGGCGCUGAGGGGCGAAUUGGAGGAGAAGGAAGGGCAGGUGGCGACUUUGACCAGGGAUUUGAGGGAGAAGGGCGAGGAUGUGGAGGCGUGGAAGGGAGAGCUGGAGGAGACAGAAGGGGUGGCGGUGGGGUUGAGAGGCGAGCUCAAGGCGAAGGAAGGCGUAGUUGUAGGCUUGGUGGCGGAUUUGAAGGCGAGGGACGAGGCUCUGGAGGCGUUGAAGAGGAGUUUGGAGGAGACGGAAGGGGUGGUGGCGGGGCUGAGGGGCGAAUUGACGUGCAAUGAAGGGGAGGUGGCGAGUAUGACACGAGAAAUAAAGGAGAAGGACAAAGAUGCAGAGGCAUUGAGGGGAAAGGUGGAGGAGACGGAAGGGGUGGUGGUGCGGCUGAGGGGCGAACUGAAGGAGAGGGAUGGCGAGGUGGCGAGGUUGACACAAGUUGCCAAGGAGAGGGACGAAUUUGCGGAGGAAGUGGAGGGGAAGUUGGGGGAGGCGGAAGGGGUGGUGGUGGCGCUGAGGGGCGAACUGAAGGAGAAGGAAGGUGAGGUGGCGAGGUUGACAAGAGAAUUGAAGGACAGGGAUGAGAGUAUUGAAGGAUUGAAGGGGCAAUUAGAAGGGACGGAAGGGACGGUAGUGGGAUUGAGGGGCGAACUAGAAGAGCUGAAAAGGACUGCUUUGGAAUUGAAGGGGACAUUGGGGGAGAAGGAAGAGGCAGUAGAGGGGCUGCGAGGGAAGCUGCAGGAGUCGAAAGCGGUGGCGGAUGGGUUGAAAGGAGAAUUGGAGGAGUUGAAUAAGGCCGCAGAGGGGUUGAAGGGAGCGUUAAGGGAGAAGGAAGAGGUUGUAGAGGGGCUGCGAGCGGCACUGGAGGAAAGGGCACUAGAAUCAGAACAAAGGGAAGGGGUGAUGAGGGCGCUAAGGGGCCAGGUGGCAGUGCUGCAGGCAAGCGUGGGAGAGAAGGAAGGGUAUGCUCGGGAAAAAGAGGCGAUGGUUCUGGUGAGGGAUGCGAAGAUACUGGUGCUGGAGUCUGCAGUUGAGGGUAAGGGAAGGCAGGUGUGCGCUUUACAGGUAGAGUUGGACGAGAGGGUGGGCCAAGUGAGAGAGCUAGAGGCAAGUGUGCAGGAGAAGGGGGAAGAGAUAUCCUCGUUACAAGCAGGGUUGGGAGAGAAAGAGCGGCAGGUGAAAGUGCUGCAGGGGCAAGUGGAGGAGACGGUGAAUGAAGCUGCUGCGUUACAAGCAGGAGUUCAAGAGAGGGGUAGGCAAAUAUCCGCGUUACAAGCAGGGAUGGAGGAGAAGGAGAAGCAGGUGGUGGGGCUGCAGGGUCAAGUGCAAGAUAAGGAGCAGCGGAUACUGGAGCUGCAGGCAGAGAGGGAGGUGUGGGAGGCGAGGGAGAGGAUGGCUUUUGAGUCCACUCAAAAGGAGGUGUUGGCGCUGCAAGGUCAAGUGCAGGAUAAGGAGCGGCGGAUACUGGAGCUGCAGACAGAGAGGGGAGAAUGGGAGGAGAGGUUGCAGAGGGAAAGGAGGGAGAAAGCGGCACUUGAUAGCGAAGUGGUGGUGCUGCAGGCUCAAGUGCAAGAUAGGGAGCGGCAGAUACUGGAGCUGCAGGCAGAGAGGGAGGAGUGGGAGGCGAGGGAGAGGAUGGCAGGGAGUGCGAAAGAGGCAGUUGAAAGGGAGCACAGGGAGCAUGCUGCAAGGCUGCUGAGGGAAAAGGAGGCGCUGGAGGUAGCGGUGGAAGGGAAGGAAGAUCUCGAAAGGCAGCACCGGGAAGUUGUUGCCAGGCUGCUGAGGGAAGAGGAGGCGCUGGUGAAAGCCGUGGAAGAGAAAGACGAGGUUGAAAGGGCGCACCAGGAGCAUAUUGCAAGGCUGCAGAGCGAAAAGGAAGCGCUGGUGAGAGCGGUGAGGGAGCUGGAGGUGCGAGUGAAAGAGCGGGGCGAGAAGGUGAAGGCCCUGGAAGAGGAGGUGAGAGGUAUGAGGGAGAAGGUGGAGGCUGUGAAUGAGGAGGUGAGAGUUUUGGGGGCGGCGGUGAAAGAGAGGGACGAGAAGGUGGAGGCGCUGGAAGGGGACUUGAGAGUUUCAAAGGAGAAGGUGAAAGCUGUGGAUGAGGUGGUGAGAGAAAAGGAGGAGGAGGUGAAACAAAAGGUCGAGGAGCUGAGAGCCAAGGAGGAGGAGGUGAGGGGAUGGAAGGAGAGAGAGGGGGUGGUGCGGUGUGAGGUGGAGGGCAAGGUGAGGGAGGUGGAGGGGCUGGUUUCUGAGGUGGAACGGCUGGUUGCUGAGGUGGAAAGACUCUUUGCUGAGCUGGAAAGGGAGCGCGAGCAGAAGCGUAGCAUGAUUGCUGAGCUGUCAAGUGUGAUUAAAGUGAAGGAGGCUUUAGAGGGGGAGGUGGUUGGUUUGAAAAAGAGAGUGAGGGAGGUGGAAGGUGAGAGGGAGAGGUUAAGUGAGGAGUGUGAGAAAUCAGGUGUGGAAAUCUUGAGAUUAAGUGGGGAGGUUUCUAAUCUAAGGACAGAGAACGAAGGGCUUGUGAGACGGUGUGCGGAAUCUAAGGAAGAAGGGAGGAAGCUAAGCGAGCGAGUGCAGGUGCUUACUGCUGAAGGGGAGGUGUUAUCUGCGAGGGUUGGGGAUGCGGAGAGCGAAGUGGAGGAGGAGAGGGGGAGGAGGGAGGAGGUGGAGAGAGAGAGGGAGAGUGUGAGGGGGGAGCUGGAGGAGGGGCUGAGGGGAGUGAGGGAGAUGAGGGAGAGAGUGGGGGAGAUGGAAGAGGAGGUGAGUGCGCUGCACAUGCAGGUCGAGAAGGCGGAGGAGAGGAGAGAGGAGGCGGAGAGGAGGGGAGAGGAGACAGAGAGGAGGAGGGAGGAGGCUGUGAGGAGGGGAGAGGAGGCAGAAAGGAGCAAGGAGGAGGCGGAGAGGAGCAAGGAGGAGGCGGAGAGGAGCAAGGAGGAGGCGGAGAGGGAGAGGGACAAUGCGGAGAGGGAUAUGGCGAUCCUUCUGAGGCGCCUGAGAGAGGAGGAGAGGAGUGUGCGGGAGGCGGAGGAGGAGGCGGAGAGAGUGAGAAAGAGGCUGGAGGAGGUGGAGCGGGAGUGGGAGGAGAGUGAGGGGGCGAGGAUGAGGCUGAGCGGGGAGGCUAGUAUGAAACAGAGUCUGCUGAGGGAAGGAGCAGCGCUGGGCGUGAGCAUGCAAGGGGCGCGCAUGCAAGAGGUAGAGGGAGCGGAGGAGGAGGCAGAAAGAGAGAGAGAGGGGGUGCGGGUUGCGGUAGUGACGGACAAGGUGGAGGAGAUUAUGGCACUUGCCUGGGUAAAUGCUGACGCGGCGAGGGCUGAUGCUGACUCUGCACGCGCUGACGCUGAUGCGGCACGGGCUGAUGCUGAUGUGGCGAACAGAAGGUUGCAGGAGGCUGUGGCAGAAGCUGAAGUUCUGAGGGCUGAUGCUGACGCUGCAAAGGCUAAUGCUGACGUGGCAAAGGGGAUGCUGCAGGAGGCUGUAGCAGAAGCGGAAGCUUCGAGGGCUGAUGCUGACGCUGCAAAGGCUAAUGCUGACGUGGCGAAUAGAAUGAUGCAGGAGGCUGUAGCAGAAGCUGAAGCUUCGAGGGCUGAUGCUGAUGUGGCAAACAGAAGGCUGCAGGAGGCUGUAGCAGAAGCUGAAGCUUCCAGGAAGGCGGUUGCAGCUCUGGAGGAGGAGGUGGAGAGAGUGAGGGAGCGAGUGAGGGAGAUGGAGGAGGAGGUUGAGGGAGUGAGGGUGAGGCUUGGGGAGGCUGAGAAGGAGGUGAGGGAGAAGGGGAGGGAGGUAGAGAGGCAGAGGGAGGAGCUGGGAGUGAGGGAGAGGGAGGUAGAGGUGAGGGGCAAGGAGGUAGAGGAAUUGUUGAAGCUUGUAGGGGAACUGAAGGUGCUUGUAGAGGGGAAAGAGGAGGCGGAGAGGGAGGCGAGGGAGAAGGAGAGGGAGGUGGAGAGGCAGAGGGAGGAGGUGGAAACGAGAGGCAGGGAGGUGGGGGAGUUAAUGGAGCUUGUCGAGCAACUGAAGACGCUUGUAGAGGGGAAGGAGGAGGAGGGGAGGAUGACACGGAUGGUGCUGGAACGAGCAGUGGAAAACUUGAGAGGAGAGGUUGAACGGGCCACGAGAGAGGGGUUGGAAGCGGUGGAGAGGGUUAGGAGCGAGGGUAACGAGGAAGUCGAGAGGGUCAGGGAAGAGAAUCGGGAGGAGAUUGAGAAAACGAAGCAGCAGGCUUGGCAGCAGGUGUCGGAGGCUUGGGGAAGGGAUCGGGAGGAGGUGGAAGUGGUCCGGCAGCAACUGGAGCAGGUUCGGGAACAGCUGCGGAGGGAGGUGGUAGCUAGACAGGUGGAGACUGAGCAGAGGGUUGUAGCAGAGGGAAGGCUGGGGGAGAUGGUGGAGAGAGUGAGAGAGAUGGAGAGAGAGAGGAGGGAGAUAGAGGAGAUGUGGAGAGGGAGGGUGGAGGAGGGGGAGAGGGAGAGAGAGAGGGAGAGGGAGAGAGAGAGGGAGAGGGAGAGAGAGAGGGAGAGAGAGAGGGAGAGGAGGGAGGCGGAAUGGGCUGAGGAGAAGGGAAGGAUGGUUGGGGAAGUGGAGAAGGAAAGGGAGAGAGUGAGGGAAGAGGUGGAGAAGGAGCGUGAGAGAGUGAGGAACGAAGUGGAAAGGGAGAAAGAGAGGGUGAUUGCGGAAUUGGAGAGGGAAAGGGAGAGAGUGAGGGUGGAGGCAGAAGAGGAGAAAGAGGUGCUGAUGAGAGAAGUGCAGAGGGAGAAAGAAAAAAUGAUGAGCCAAGUGGAGAGGGAGAAAGAGAGGUCGCGGAGAGAGCUGGAGGGCGAGCGAGAGAGAUUGAUGAGGGAGCUGCAGGAGGGAGAGAGGAGGGUGCGAGAGGCAGAGGAGGUGUUGAGGGAGGCAAGGAGGGAUGCUGAGACGGCGAAAGAACCAGCAGAGUUGGAGGAGGGGGAGAAGGAAGGGGGGAAUGAGGGGGAGGAGGAUGGGGAGAAGGAGCGGGAGGAGGAUGGGGAGAAGGAGCGGGAGGAGGAGGCUGUGGAGACGUCAGUUGGAGAGGUGGUGGAGGAAGGAGCGGCAGAUGUGGAGAGGUUGGCGGGGAGUGAGAAGGAAAGGGCAGGAUUGGAGGGGAGGACGGUGGAGUGGAUUGGGAGAAUCAAGGUGCUGGGCGCUCAAUGGAACAAGCUGGUGCAGCGGGAGAGGCGGGCGAGAGUGAAGGAGCAGAGGGCAAGGGAGGAGGAGAGGAAAGCAAGGGAGGAGGAGAGGAAGAUAAGGGAGGAGGAGAGGAGCCAAGGGAGUGUGAUCCGGAAGGAGCAAGUGAAGGAGCUUAGCUCACACAUUGCCAGCAUGAAAUCCGUCUGUGGAAGGUUCCAGAGUGCUUUGGAGGCCAAGGGUCGGGAGGUACAGGAGGUGAGGCGGCGGGUGGAGGGGGUGGUGCAGCAGGCGCAGCGGGAGAGGGCUGCACGGGACGCUGCUCUGAAGACGCUUAUAACGGGGAUGGAGAGGCGCGAUUUCACGGCAUGUGCGCCAUACGAGUCUGUGGAUGCCGCAGCAGCACAGGCCUUUUCCAGGCACGAGUCGCAGCUCGAUGCUUUGAUCCUCCGUGCUGCUCGCAUGGUGCAUGGCGUGUCAGCGGCGCAAGCCUCAAAAGCGCCCACAGCCAAUGCACCGCUGCCAGAAUCAUCACAGCAAGUAGCUGCAGUAGCAGUAGCAGCAGCAGCAGCGGCAGCAGCGGCAGCGGGCAGCGGCAGCGACAGGGGUGGCACAAACAGCAGCGCCUAACCCUGGCCCAUCUGUCUCCUCCCCCCCGUUCUCUCCUCCAGCUUCCUCCCUCACUUCCUCCCUCUCCUCCUCCCUCUCCUCCUCCCUCUCUCACUCCCUCUCCGCCUGGUCCCUCGCCCACCCUCUCUCCGCCUCCGCCUCAUCCCUCUCCGCCUCCUCUCCGUCUCUAUACGUGGACCCGGGCUGUGCCAGUCAAGCAGCGUGCAGCGAGGCCAACACUGCAGGCAGCCAGGCAGGCGCAAGCAGGGGUUCAAAAGCAGCAGCAGAAGCAGCAGCAGAAUCAGGGGGGAAAGGAGCAGGCGGGGCAGGUGUGGCUGAGACGACGCCCCAAGCAGGCAGUGCCGGAAGCAGCCCACAAGAUAAGAGUCAGCGCGGCCAAGGCCAAGCCACUCAGACGAGUCGGACGAGUCAGACGAGUCUGGGCAAGCAAGGCAGUCCGAGCAAGCUGGCGGGGGGUGCGGCGAGCCCUGGAAGCAAGGGGGCUGUCGUUUUGCAUGACGCCAACCUCCCUCCCUGUGUGACUUUUUUGCAGGAACCUCGGCGGGCCCACCGCUGCCGCUGUCGAUGGUGGCUGAUGGGGGGGUGGCGGUGAGACGGCAGCACAAGUGGGUGGUGGACGGCGCGUGGCUGGAGAUGACGCGAAAGGAGCAUGAGGGGAUGCGGCAGGCCAUGGCAGAGCAGCAGCACCAGCUGGCAGCACUGGAGCAGUUGCGAGCUGAGAAGGUCUGGAUGGAGGCUGCUUUGGCGCAGUUCAUUGAGCUCCAGCGGAAGUAAGAGACGGAGAACACAAGUCUUAUUUUCAAAAGUGAGCUGCUCUGGUCUGGAGCCCCCGACCAAGUGUUGAGUUCAGCCGACCCUCAAGUUCAAUCAGAUUUCUCCGCUUUUUUGUUAUCUAACACGGGCAAUUGCUUUCUUAUGCCCCUUUUUCGACCAUAUAUGCAUAUCAAUAGUCACGGGUGAGAAGCUUCAUUAAUCACAGCCCUUGUUUUACAUGAAUCUUCUCCUUUUCCAGCUAGUGCAGAAUAUAUGCAACUUUUAUCUAAUAGUGGUAACUAUGU
Messenger RNA from Closterium sp. NIES-67, 13037 nucleotides. Lineage: Eukaryota; Viridiplantae; Streptophyta; Zygnematophyceae; Desmidiales; Closteriaceae. The record is from the annotation of a GenBank genome assembly.